Rotaria sordida is the source of this 1029-nucleotide messenger RNA. Lineage: Eukaryota; Metazoa; Rotifera; Eurotatoria; Philodinida; Philodinidae. The record is from the annotation of a GenBank genome assembly.
AUGGCAUCUCUACCAACUCGACAAUUAGGCAAGAAUGGACCCUACGUAUCAGCCAUUGGUUUUGGAGCAAUGGGUCUCUCGGCAUUCUAUGGAAAUAUUAACUCUGAUGAAGAACGAUUCAAAGUUCUUGACCGAACGAUCGAACUUGGCAGUACCUACAUUGACAGUGCAGAUAUCUAUGGUGACAGCGAAGAACUGCUUGGAAAAUAUUUUAAGAAAUAUCCACAUCAACGUAAAAAAGUAUUUUUGGCAACGAAAUUCGCCAUUUGUGUUCUUCCUGAUGGUACACGUUCCGUUCGAGGUAAUGCUCAAUAUGUUCGAGACGCAUGUGCAAAAAGUUUACAACGUCUCGGUUUGGAUUCAGUCGAUUUGUACUACGUGCAUCGCAUCGAUCAAAAUGUUCCGAUUGAAGAGACGAUGGGGGCAUUGAAAGAACUUGUCCAAGCCGGCAAAAUCAAAUACAUUGGUUUGUCCGAAUGUUCAAGUGACACACUUCGACGCGCUUAUGCUGUUCAUCCAAUUUCGGCUGUUCAAAUUGAAUAUUCACCAUUCAGCCUGGAUAUUGAGCAUGAAGAUAUUGGUGUUCUGAAAACUUGUCGAGAACUCGGCGUGGCUAUCGUUUGUUAUUCACCAUUAGGUCGUGGUCUUCUUACUGGACAAAUCAAAAGUCCUGAUGAUCUUGAAGAAAAUGAUUUUCGAAAACUUCUGCCACGAUUCUCCAAAGAAAACUUUGAUAAAAAUCUUCAGUUGGUCGACACAUUGACAUCAUUAGCCAAGAAGAAAGGUUGCACAACUGGCCAAUUGACACUUGCUUGGGUCCUUGCUCAAGGUGACGACUUCAUUCCAAUUCCAGGUACAACUAAAAUUAAGAAUUUGGAAGAAAAUGUUGCAGCUGCACAGAUUCAAUUGAGCAAGGAUGAAAUUAAUGAAAUUCGACAAGCUUGCAUGAAAGCGGAUAUAGCUGGUGAACGCUAUCCAAAACAGAUGUCUGCAAGUCUCUUUGGUGAUUCGGCACCGAAAAAGAACUAG